Molecule: messenger RNA, 2662 nt
Organism: Manihot esculenta (cassava)
Lineage: Eukaryota; Viridiplantae; Streptophyta; Magnoliopsida; Malpighiales; Euphorbiaceae
Product: G-type lectin S-receptor-like serine/threonine-protein kinase At1g61370
Exons: 7
Coding region: 674-2662 (662 amino acids)
Biological process (GO): protein phosphorylation; recognition of pollen
Molecular function (GO): ATP binding; protein kinase activity
Source: RefSeq, a predicted model, not a curated record
GUCUAAAGACCAUAUAAUAUUCUCCCCACGAAAAUGGAAAAGGUUAGCCUUAAAUUUCAUUUGCUUUGACCAAUGCUGCAAAUGAAUUAGUAUGCAAAAUAUUUAAUUUUAAUUUAUUUAUCUGGUCAAUGGCAUGAUUUACACGGUCCACCUUAUUAAGUUUUGGGAUUAUGGAAAUAAGAUGAGGAACAACUUCUUUUUGCGGCGAUUUGUCUGCCAUGAAUAUGUUCUGAUGGCAUAUUUUUGGAGGAAUCGAUUGAUGGGUAGAGAGAGCAGAACUCCGAAUGUUUUGCUUUUUUCUUUGGUUUUUUUCAGUUUCUUUUCUUUAAAGUAUUCUGCUGCAAUUUAUAAUAUAACUUCUUCUUCAUCAUUAUUGCAAGGACAAACACUCACUUCAUCUGGUGAAAUUUUUGAGUUGGGAUUCUUUAGUCCUAAUAAUUCCCAAAAACAAUACGUAGGAAUAUGGUACUAGGACGUCUCUCCACGUAAGGUUGUUUGGGUGGCCAAUAGAGACAAACCAGUUGCAGACUCAUUGGCAAUUCUGAAAAUCGGGAGCGAUGGAAACCUGAGGCUUGUGGAUGGGAAACAAGCAACUAUCUGGUCAACCAUUAUUACUCGACCAUCAUCAAAUAUUUCUUCCGGCUUUCUUUUAGAUAAUGGGGUGUUCAGCUUGAUGGACAGCGUAACAGGAGAGAUAUUAUGGGAGAGCUCUGAUCAUCCCUCUGAUACGGUAAUGUCUGAUACCAAGGGACCUCAUGUAUACACUUCCUGGAAGAGUGACAAUGAUCCAUCACCUGGGAAUUUUGUCCUUGCUUUUGCACCACGGCCACCACUACAAUUCUUCAUUUGGAGAGGAUCAACGCCCUAUUGGAGAAGUGGACCUUGGGAUAAAUCAAGAUUUAUCGGCAUACCUGAAAUGGAUACAUCAAUAAGUGGAGCUACUGUCAAAGAUUCCCAAGUUCCGGGAUCAUUGAGUGUAUCUCUUGGUAGAUUUAGCAACUGUAGUCUAAAAAAUCUUUUCAUUUCAUAUCAAGGAUAUGUGAAAUUUAUGUGCUGGGAAAAUAAUUAUGGCUGGUACGCUGAUUGGGAGGCUCCAAGAAGUCCUUGUGAUAUUUAUGGAGCAUGUGGGCCUUUUGGGUUUUGCAAGACAUCUAAACGACCUCUAAAUUGUUUUUGUAUGAGAGGGUUUGUGCCAAAGUCAAGAGAGGAAUGGAGCAAAGGAAAUUGGACAAGAGGUUGUGUGAGACGAACCACAUUACUUUGUGAGAGAAACUCAAGUGCCAUAGCUGCCCAAGCAGGUAAAGCAGAUGGGUUUUGGCAGAUGAGAGGUGUGAGACUACCUGAUUUUUCUUAUUAUGUGGAUGAGGUUGCAGAGGGAUGCCAAAGGUGGUGCCAAGAUAACUGUUCAUGCACGGGUUAUUCCUAUGUAAAUGGAAUAGGUUGUCAGGUUUGGACAAGAGAUCUUAUAGAUGUCAUAGAAUUUUCCUAUGGUGGACAAGAUCUCUUCAUUCGCCUUACUCAUGAUGAACUAGGCAAAGGGAAGCCAGUAAAAUUCAUCACCAUCCUCAUAGCUAUUUCAACUUUUGCCGUCUUAACUGCCAUUCUUUAUGCUUUAUACAAGUGGAGAGCUAAUCAAAACCGAAAGGUUAAGCAUGAAGACAUAAAAGCAAAUGAUCAAUUAGAGCUGCCCAUGUUAGACUUUGAUGGCAUACUAGUUGCAACCAACCACUUCAACCUCACAAACAAACUAGGCCAAGGAGGAUAUGGUCCAGUUUACAAGGGAAGGCUCCAAGAUGGGAAGGAUGUGGCGAUCAAAAGGCUUUCUAGUAGCUCAGGGCAAGGUGUAGAAGAAUUCAAAAACGAAAUGACACUAAUCUCUAAGCUUCAGCAUAGAAAUCUUGUCAAGCUUGUGGGUUGCUGCAUUGAAAGAGAAGAAAAGAUACUUGUCUAUGAGUUCUUGUCCAAUAAAAGCCUGGACACUCAUCUAUUUGAUCCAAUAAAGAAAGCAAACCUUAACUGGACUAUACGUUACAACAUUAUUAAGGGAAUUGGUCGAGGACUUCUCUAUCUUCAUCGUGAUUCCUGUUUAAGGGUCAUACACCGAGAUUUGAAGGUCAGCAAUAUUCUUUUAGAUGAGAAGAUGAACCCAAAAAUAUCAGAUUUUGGAUUGGCUCGGAUUUUCCAAGGCACACAUGGUUUAGCAAAUACUAACAGGGUUGUGGGAACACUGGGUUAUAUGGCUCCUGAAUAUGCAUUGGGGGGAAUAUUUUCAGAUAAAUCUGAUGUCUUUAGCUUUGGGAUUCUGCUGUUGGAAAUUGUUAGCAGCAAAAAGAUAAACGACUUCCAUUGUGAAGAACAACAUCUAGGCCUUAUUUCUUAUGCAUGGCAAUCAUGGUGUGAAAGCAGGGGUAUAAACAUGGUAGAUGAAGCAUUGGCGGAGUCAUUUUCCCAAUCAGAAGUGAUUAGAUGUGUAAAUAUUGGACUGCUUUGUGUGCAAGAUCAUGCUGCAGAUAGGCCAACCAUGGCUGCAAUAGUUUCCAUGUUAAGUGGUGAAGCAAAGCUUCCUCAGCCAAAACAACCUACAUUUACAUUUCAAAGCAUUUUGCAAUCAGAAAACAGGGCUUUUUGCAAAAUAAAGUUAAAAAAAAAAAAUAUUUCUUAA